AUGGCUCAUGCGAAGCACGAGCUGGCGCAGGCGGAGCUGCCGGACUUGCCGGGCAUUCCGGACAGCCUUGCGGCGAAGCCGACGGCGCCGGAGGGCAGAUCAGCCCGUGAUCCCGAUGAUGGACGGCGGCCUGAUCCGGAGCCGGCACUCACGACGAGCCCGGCCGCAAGCUCACGCGGCAUGCUAGGAAGCAUGGCGGAGGCAUGCCGGCGGCAGCUCGGGCUCAGCACCAAGGUCCAGGAGCUGCCGCGGGCCGCAGAGGCCGAGGAGCAGCUGGCAGCCGCGUCCUCGGAGGCACCGAAAGCUCGCUUCGAGAAGGAAGCGGAGGACAUGAAGGCGGCACAGCCGCGCGAGAUGGAGGAGCAGCAGAGCGAGCAGGCGGCACCCACGGAUACAGCAGGAGUGCCACAAGGCAUCCGCUUACAGUUCUUCCUGGACUUCAUCGAGGAGAAGCGAGAGUGGCUCGAGCAGCCGGCAAGCUUCGGCAAAGGGAGGAAGAACAUGUACGACAUCUGCCCAGAGGUGAUCAUCGAGAGGACGACAUGUGACGAGCAGGUCCUCACUCUGUCGGAGGAAGAUGCAGGCAGAAUCGCAAGCUCCCUCGAAGAGCACUGCGACACCGAGCAGAGCAUCUUCCUGCCGGGCUCCUUGCAGUGUCGCGCCGGCGUACAUCUCGGCGGCAUCAAUGUGGAAGGCCUGGCCAUUGAGGGCAUCUUGUGUGAUGGCGGCGACCAGCGCAGGGAGUACUGGGCCGCAAGCGCCGAUCGGCAGAAGUGUUGGAAGACGACUGCGAAACACGGCCGAGUUGCCAAGGGGCCUGCAGAGAUCCCGGCCCACCUCCAAACCUGCGAGAAGCUCGGCGAGAAGUCCGCGCGGAGGCAAAAGAAACUGCUGAAAGAGCAGGGGACGGUCGUCGUCCUUCGCAAGGGAGUGGCGUAUGCUCAUCUGGACGAGCCGGGGGAGUUCGGGCCCCUGAGCUGCUUCGCUUCUCAUUUUUGGGGAGAGGAGACGCUCGAGUUCGCCCGCACGCUGCACCUCCAUGCCAAGACCGUGCACCCCUCGAACCCAGGCGCACUGGUGUACUACAUCUGCACGUUUUGCAACAGCCAGCACAGCGUGGACCUUGGAGACGACUGGCGCCAGUCGCCCUUCAACCGCGCGCUGGAGUACGUGGCGGCCCGCUAUCACGCGAGGAGCGGGCCGAUGUACAGAGCCGUCAUGCUGUUCGACAAGUCUUGCACGACCUUGAAGCGCAAGUGGUGCAUUUUCGAGACCUUCCGCUGCCAAGCCCUCGGCCUGGAGUUGGACUUGUAUUGCACCGAUGGGGCGCUGACUCGGACGAGCGAGUCGGAGCACGCGAAGGAGAUCCAGGAGCAGGUGAUGAACGUCGACAUGAUGACGGCAGCUUGCAGCGAGAAGGAGGAUGAGCUCAAGAUCGAUGGGGCCAUCUCAGAGCAUCAUGCUGGCUGGACUGGUGUGGUGUCCAAGGUGAAGAUGCAGGUGAUGGACCACCUGUCCUUCGUGGCCCACCUUGCAGUGACUCGAGAUGCCUUCACAGGCCAGCAGGUGGAGCCGGAGCAGGGCAUCGAGCUGGAGGGCUCCGCGGGCAAGGUGAGCAUGUCGGAGAUCAUCGACGGCUGCAUGCAGGCGUGUCUCUCCGCAUGUACGCAGUCCUCCGCUUCUGUUGAUCCGCGGGAUGCCGCUGACCAGGCUCAGAUGAAGCGGGUGCUCAUCACGGGCCGAGGAGGCACGGGAAAGACGGUGAUCACCCGGGAGAUCAUUCGGGCAGCGGUCAAGCUGGCGCGUGAGAAGGCUCUGAGGCUGACCCCGUUGCGAGUUCCCCUCGCCGAGCUCGCUCGGUAUGCAAAGGGACAAGGCGACAUGUUGCAAGCUUGGGCCGGGCAGGCGUUCGGCAAGGACGGCCAAGAGCUUUUCCAAGACUCGGCGAGAUCGUCGCAGCUGCUCCUGCUGCUGGACGGCCUUGACGAAGCUGGGACGGACCGGCGCCGCAUCAUCAGCUGGCUCGAGGGCUGGCUCCGGCAGAACAGCCAUCGCUGCGCCUGCGUCAUCGUGACCAGCAGGCCAGGCGGCACCGACCAGGUGGUCGACGAGGAGGGCAAGGAGAGGGAGCCCUCGAAGUCCUCCGUUUUGCACGCUUCCGAGAAGUACCUGAUCACACAGGACAGCUUCCCACAAGGGUCUCAAAUCCUAUUCGCCGACGAGCGUGACAUCGUGACCGGCACUAGCAAAGUGGCCGCCUGCGAGCAGGGCUUCGUCUUCCCGGCCGACUGCGGCUUGCAGGCACCAGGAUGUCGUGUACGGGUGACGCGCAAGGACCCUGACAUGCUUUUCUCCCCUGCGAUCACCCUGCACUACUCUGACAAGAACCGUGCCGAAAUGCUGCUGGAGCGGGCUUGGCAGCAUGCCUGCGGUGCCGGGGCCGACGGAGUGAGGGGCGAGAAGAGCGUUUUCGUUGCCCGGGCGGACGGCGAGCGCUGGCAGAACUCGAUGCGCAUCAACUGGUACGAGCUCCUGGACUGGCCGGCGGCGGCCUUUCCCUGCCGUGCCUGCCUGGCGGUGAAGGCGGUGAAGAGCGAGGAUGCGAUGGUGGAUGAGCGGUGGGCCCGGGGAGAGAACGGGCAGGAUGCGAAGGAGGACUUGGAGCUGCCAGUGGAGGCUUGCGGCGACAGCGUCUUCGUUAGCGCAGCAGGUUUGGCGCCAGGCGACAAGCUCCUGCCGGAAGACACUUCUGCCGAUGUGGAUCCUGAACUACUCGCAAUGCUCGGAGGCGUCCGAGAAGCCACUUCCGUCAUCGAGCUCCUGCCCACGCAAGGCGCUUUCAAGACCUUCCUGGAGGGCCCCGCCAUCAGCGGCCCCGCUCCCGCCGCACCCGCUGCUCUGUCCGAGCUGACCCUGCGAGCCGAGCUCUCCGAGCAGCUGCACUUCCGGCCCCUGCAGCUGCUGCCGCUGAGCCCGCAGAUCGCAGCCAGGAUUUCAAAGGUCCCCGAAGAGCUUCUGCAAACGCUGCCGGACGCGGUUUGGGGCACGCCGUUGAUGGCCAGCAUCCUCGGAAGAUACCGGCAGCAGCAGGAAGACAUGCACACAGUGGCUGCGGAGUUGGACCUGAUGAAAUAUGCGGUUGAAGUGCUCAUCACGCAGGCUGAGGAACGCACGGGCCGCCAGCUGAAGGCCUUGGGACCCCGGUGCCUGGAGAAGCUGCAGGCCGGACACCGCCUACUCCUCAAGGCCGACUUCGAAGAUCAGGUGGUCUUCCAGGAGGCCCAGCGGGGGCACCUUCGCCUCCUUGAGCCGGUGGCCGGGGAGAGCGCCGUGCAGGUGUACCACCUGAAGAUGCACGAGUUCCUGGCCGCCGAGGCUUGGAAAGCGGCCAACCUGGAGCUCAAGGAGGCCUUCAACCUGGCCCGAGAUGAGCCCAUGCUGCGAGGCGCGGCGCGGUACCUGGUGAUGUUGGAGACCGCCGGGAAAGAGGAGGCGGUGGUCGACCUCUGUGGCUGCAACCUGGGAGCUGCCGACGUCGAAGCCCUCCGAGGAGCACUGCUCUGCAGGGGCCGCCUCAGGAUCCUCCUGGCCAACAACACGAUCGGCCCCGAUGGCUUCGACUCCCUGGCCGCCGCUUUGGCCGCCUGCGGCUCCGGGCUCACGGCGCUCGAGGUGAACUUGUACGACUCCCAGAUCAACGACGCGGAAGUGGCCUCGCUCGCGGAGGCCCUGGGCGGCCUCCUCGGGCUCCGGGAGCUGCGGGUGAACCUGGGCCUCUUCGGUCAGAUCUACGACAGAGGCCUCAGUGAGGCGGGAGCCCGGAGUCUGGCCGGCGCCUUGCGGAAGCUGCCGAGCUUGGAGAAGCUGACUCUGGAGCUGUGCGAGAACAAGCUCGGCGACGAUGGAGCGGCCUUCCUGGCAGAUGCGCUGGGCGCCCUCACCCGGCUCCGGCGGCUGGAGGUGAAUCUCUGCAAAGGCGGCCUCAGCGAGGCAGGCGGUCGGAGCUUGGCCGACGCCUUGAGGAAACUGCCGAACCUCGAGGAGCUCUUCGUCUUGUUGGAUCAAAACCGGCUCGGCGCCGCCGCAGCCUCGUUCGGGGACGCCCUGGGCGGCCUCGCGAAACUUCGGGAGCUGACCGUGAACUUGGAAAGGAACGGGGCCGGUGAGGAGGGCGCCCGGAGUUUGGGCGACGCCUUGAAGAAGCUGCCGAGCUUGGAGAAGCUGAAGGUGUACUUGCUCGACAACAAGCUUGGUGAAGCGGGUGCUCGAUGUGUCAUCGACGCCGUGAGGAAGCUCCCGAAGUUGGAGCAGCUAACCCUGGACUUCCGCUUGAACGAUUUCGGCGCAGGUGGGGAGGCGUACGCGGAGUUCAGCGCGGCCCUGGAUGCACUCCCUGUGGCCGACAAGAGCGUCCUCAUCUGA
This is a messenger RNA of Symbiodinium natans, 4422 nucleotides long. The record is from the annotation of a GenBank genome assembly. NCBI's taxonomy places the organism in Eukaryota, Dinophyceae, Suessiales, Symbiodiniaceae.